Messenger RNA from Ananas comosus (pineapple), 2142 nucleotides. RefSeq lists its product as uncharacterized. Lineage: Eukaryota; Viridiplantae; Streptophyta; Magnoliopsida; Poales; Bromeliaceae. Gene Ontology annotation, molecular function: hydrolase activity. The record is from RefSeq and is a predicted model, not a curated record.
AAUGAGAGACACAAAAUCACACCACUAAAGAGAUCAAGGAUCGAUAGAUACAUGGAAGGGAUUGUUCAUCGGACGGUCGAGAUCAACGGGAUCGCCCUGCACGUGGCCGAGAAGGGUCCCGUGGAUGGGGCGGGGACGGGGAUACUACUCCUGCACGGGUUCCCGGAGCUCUGGUACUCGUGGCGGCACCAGAUCAUCGGGCUCGCCGCCCGCGGGUACCGGGCCAUCGCGCCCGACCUCCGCGGGUACGGCGACACGUCGGCCCCGCCGUCGGUAAACUCCUACACCCUUUUCCACCUCGUCGGCGAUGUCGUCGCCCUACUUGACGCCCUCGAACUCCCCCAGGUGUUUGUGGUGGGGCACGAUUGGGGUGCUCUAAUUGCGUGGACCCUGUGCAUGAUUAGACCGGACCGAGUGAAGGCGCUGGUGAACACGAGCGUGGCGCACAUGCCUCGCGACCCCUCCGUGAGCCUGGUCCACCAUUUCAAGCGCCUCUACGGGGAUAAUUACUACAUAUGCCGAUUCCAGGAGCCAGGAGUUGCAGAAGCCGAAUUCGCAGAAGUCGGCACGAAGAAUGUCCUGAGAAAGAUCUUGACGAUGCGCAAUCCCCACCGAUCUUCUCUAACCCACAAAGAUUGGGGUUCGACCGGCGAAGAGAUCACAUUACCUUCUUGGCUCUCGGAAGAGGACCUCGACUACUAUGCGAGCAAGUUCGAGAAAACCGGCUUUACCGGCGGGAUGAACUAUUAUAGGUGCCUGAACCUGAACUGGGAGCUGACAGCACCAUGGGCAGGGGCAAAAAUACAAGUGCCAACAAAGUUCAUUGUUGGAGACCUGGAUCUCACAUACCACUACCCAAAUAUACAAGAUUACAUACACAAGGGUGGGUUCAAGAAUGAUGUCCCCUUGCUUGAGGAAGUAGUUGUUUUGGAGGGAGUUGGGCACUUCAUCCAGCAGGAGAGGCCAGAGGAAGUAACUGAUCACAUCUGCAGCUUCAUCAAGAAGUUCCAGUACAUGAAACAAAAAAUUGAGGAUGACUUGAAGAGGAUCCAGCAGGGCGAGCGGACAGUUCAGGAAGAUGAGGCACAUAGGGUCUAUUUGUUCGAGCAGGGUUUGAGACCCGACCUAUUCAGAUCAAAGAGAUCAAGGAUCUAUAGAUACAUGGAAGGGAUUGUUCAUCGGACGGUCGAGAUCAACGGGAUCGCCGUGCACGUCGCCGAGAAGGGCGGCGACGAUGCGGCGGCGGCGGUGCUGCUCCUGCAUGGCUUUCCGGAGCUCUGGUACUCGUGGCGGCACCAGAUCGUCGGGCUCGCCGCCCGCGGCUUCCGGGCCAUCGCGCCGGACCUCCGCGGGUACGGCGACACGUCGGCCCCGCCGUCGGUAAACUCCUACACCCUUUUCCACCUCGUCGGCGAUGUCGUCGCCCUACUCGACGCCCUCGAACUCCCCCAGGAGCCAGGAGUUGCAGAAGCCGAAUUCGCAGAAGUUGGCACGAAGAAUGUCCUCAGAAAGAUCUUGACGAUGCGCGAUCCCCGGCCAUCUUCUCUAACCCACAAAGAUUGGGGUUCAACCGGCGAAGAGAUCGCGUUACCUUCUUGGCUCUCGGAAGAGGACCUCGACUACUACGCGAGCAAGUUCGAGAAAACCGGCUUUACCGGCGGGAUGAACUAUUAUAGGUGCAUGAACCUGAACUGGGAGCUGACAGCACCAUGGGCAGGGGCAAAAAUACAAGUGCCAACAAAGUUCAUUGUUGGAGACCUGGAUCUCACAUACCACUACCCAAACAUACAAGAUUACAUACACAAGGGUGGGUUCAAGAAUGAAGUCCCCUUGCUUGAGGAAGUAGUUGUUUUGGAGGGUGUUGGGCACUUCAUCCAGCAGGAGAGGGCAGAGGAAGUUACUGAUCACAUCUACAACUUCAUCAAGAAGUUCUAGUAGUGCAUAAUUUAGUAGUAGUCCAUUCAAAAGUGCUUCUCCAUCAUGAAUGGGUGAGACUAAUUAGUUUGUGUUCUGCAUAAUCAAACAGCAUUGAUGUGAAGUAUCUGCUGUGUCUUUGAGAGUUCAAUAAAGGCAACUUUGAGAGUUUUACUGUCAAUUUUUUGACUUAAUUUUUUGAAUUAUUGUGAUCAAGUUCCACCGUCA